Messenger RNA from Linum trigynum, 213 nucleotides. The record is from the annotation of a GenBank genome assembly. Lineage: Eukaryota; Viridiplantae; Streptophyta; Magnoliopsida; Malpighiales; Linaceae.
AUGGCUUCUUCCCGUCAAAUCCCCCUCAGCACGAAUGCGCCUUCCGCCGAGGCGGCUGCCCCCCAACGCGGGUCUUCUCCCCCUCCCACCGAGGCGCCUCCCACUUCUUCUGCUCCACUGCAAUCCGAGGCGCCCGUCGUUCGUGACGCCCCGAAUGCCUCUGCAACCCCUGCCACAUCGAGUAAGUCUUCCUUCAUGCGCCUUCCUUGUUAG